Molecule: messenger RNA, 714 nt
Organism: Rotaria socialis
Lineage: Eukaryota; Metazoa; Rotifera; Eurotatoria; Philodinida; Philodinidae
Source: the annotation of a GenBank genome assembly
AUGCAACCAUCAUAUUUGUACACGUCUGAGCUUGAUAAAGAAAUUCAAUGGCGUUCAAAAUUUUCGAUUGUUAUACCGAUUAUAAUAGGAUUCUUACAAAUGAUUUUAACAUUUGCAAUUGUUGGUCUUGAAAUAGCAUCUGUAGUUAUAACACCAGUCAAAGGAACACUUUAUGCUGGUUUUUGGUUAUCAACUAUAUUCACUUUAUCAUGGAUAGCCAUGCUUACGCUAGUUUGUUGUCAUCGUUCGCGUAGAUGUGCAUUAUACGUUUUUUUUAUAUCAUUACUUUGUGCUGCUGCUGCUAUAGCUUUGAUCGUUUUGGAUGCUUUUUUUAUUGGAGAUAUAGAUAAAUGUUAUUUUGCUAGUGCUAUUUGUAAUGAUCUAGGACAAUCUUAUAAUCGACCACCGUCUGCUCCACUUGGAAGAAAAGUUCAAGUCUUAAAAGGUCAAAUAGCCUGUGCCGCUUUAUUAUUAGCAACUGCUUUGCUAUAUAUGCUUCUGUUUAUUUUGGCAAGCAUCGGUAGUCGAACUCGAAAUAACCGUGUAGUAAUCGAAAAUUCUCAAUUACCACCACAAGUUAAUCGCCAAUAUGUUAGACAACCAUCACCAGCACCAGUAUGGAAAUCAACAUCCGUACCGGUUACAUAUGAACCAAGUCAACUUGAAUGCCCCCAUUGUGGAACAUUGAUUAAAUUAGCACAAAAGAAGCGAUAA